AUGGCAUAAUUUCAAAGACCUCAAACUCACAGAAUUGUUGACUUAUUGACUUUUAUCUAAUUAAAAGAAGAUUUGUUUAAAAUAAGGGAAUUCGCAACACAGAGUUUAGGCUUUAAUAAAGUUUAGUUUGGCAACUAAUACUUUAAACUUAAAACAGGAACUGAUAAAACCUAAGAUGAUUAAAAUCUGGAAACUCUUCAUCAUCUUUUGAAGAAAACAAAAGGAUUAAUUUUAAAUAGAUUGUAUAAGACAUAUGAAGUGUUAGAGUAUUUAUGCGAAAAUUUUGAGAAGUAUCAAAAUAUCUAAUCAAUGACAAUUGAUUUCAAUAAGGAAUUCAUAAAACUUAUUGUAUAAGUCACAAAGCUUCAUGAAUUGCAAGAGUUAAACUUGAUUUAAGCAUUCUUUGAUGAGGAUAUUAAAAUGUUUGAACAAACAUCUGCUUAGAAUCUGGAGGAAAUUGAAGACUUAGAUAUUGGAUUAUCAAGCACUUAAAAUGAAUUAGGAGAAAAUUUGGAAUUAUUUAAAUAAUUCUCAAAACUUAAGAAACUAAGAAUAUCUUUUGGGAAGACAGAUCUAAGUAUUUUCGAGUAUCUCCCAAACAUUGAAGUACUUGAGUCUAAUGGAGAUCUUUUAGCUUCAUCGUAAUUGAGUGUAAAAUAUUUUGAAAACCUCAAAAAACUUUCAAUCAUAAACAUUGAGAAAGAAAUGAUUUUCGAUAUAUUACAGGAACUAUCUUCCUGUUUGAAAUUGAAGGAAUUGGAAAUCAAUUAUCCUAUUAAAGAUGAUUAUAAACCUCUCUAACUUUUCUUCUAAAGAAACAAGAGUGUAGAAGUUUUAAUGAUAAAAAAGAUCAAAGUUUUUGAUAGAUUCGAAUUUAUGAUUGGGCUAGCUGAAAAUAACACAUUAAAGCAUUUAUUCUUUGAGUUACUAAGAACAGAUAUUAAAAGUUUAGAUAAAGAUACAUUUUUCGCUGGUAAUUAAAAUAUGACACUGGAGACUUUAUCAAUAAAAGCAAGUAUUAAGGCGAAAUCUAAAUACUUUGUCCACAGCAAUUAUAUGGCUGAACUUAUUGGCAUGCUAAAAAAUCUAACUAACUUUGAGAUAUAUAAUUUUAGUCUCUUAGGUGAUUAAUUCUCAAAUAUUAUAGAUAGUAUUACCAAUACUAUAAAUCUCCAAUCAUUAAGCAUGCAGUAAUGUACUUUUGAGACUAAUGAUUUACUCUGCCAAUUGCUAAUAGCUCUUACUGAAAAACAGGUUAAUUUAAAAGUUCUUAAGCUUAACUAAAGUCAGUUGAAUGUAAGAACGAUGGAAGUAGGAGUGAUUAAAUUCUUAUCUGAAAAUAAAAGCAUUUAGAGAUUAGAUUUAUAGUUUUGUGAAAUUGAUUUCACUGCAGGUCUUUCUUUGAUUUUAGAGGCUUGUGGUAAACAUCCUGUUCUCUAGUAUCUUGACAUAACUCAUAGUAAAUUGUGGUACUUGAGAAACGAUAUCAAGUUAAAGCAGAUGGUUGAAUGUGUCAUUAAGAACUGUUAGAAUCUCCAAUAUCUAUUCAUGUAAGACUCAAAUACUGUCAGAUAAAUUGGAAUAGAAGACAUGCUUAAAGAAUAGGUUAAAAUCAUUUAUGAUAACUGCCCUAAAAUGAUGGAACUUAAAAUCUGA
Stylonychia lemnae is the source of this 1656-nucleotide messenger RNA. The record is from the annotation of a GenBank genome assembly. Lineage: Eukaryota; Ciliophora; Spirotrichea; Sporadotrichida; Oxytrichidae.